Cladophialophora carrionii CBS 160.54 is the source of this 6150-nucleotide messenger RNA. RefSeq lists its product as uncharacterized. Gene Ontology annotation, molecular function: cysteine-type endopeptidase activity; protein binding. Lineage: Eukaryota; Fungi; Ascomycota; Eurotiomycetes; Chaetothyriales; Herpotrichiellaceae. Gene Ontology annotation, biological process: proteolysis; meiotic chromosome separation. The transcript has a single exon. Bases 1 to 6150 code for a protein of 2049 amino acids. The record is from RefSeq and is a predicted model, not a curated record. Gene Ontology annotation, cellular component: centrosome; mitotic spindle pole body; mitotic spindle.
AUGACAAUUAGCCGCGAUGCCGUUGUUACCGCGACGUUGGACACCGUUCGCACGGAGCUCAAAUUGACGGCACCGACGCCUGAGACUCUUCGCUACUUACGAGCGGUCCUUGGUCUGCGCCCCCACGACCUAUGCGACUCGAAAACUGCACGUGCCCCGGCUAAGCUGAUACCACCGAAAAAGGGUUCUGCCAAAGGCCAGCCUCCUGUGAGAGCUACCAACAAGCAACGUCAGAGACCAGGCGCAACAUUCGAGAUCCAUGAGGCCAAUGAUGCUCGACCACUUCACUUGUCGCAUAGUGAUCGUCUCAAAGUUGCUACCGAGGCCUUCAACCUCACGCUGAAGCACCUCGGAGAGACUAUCAAGGCACUGAAAGGCGACCGGGAAAGUAUUGCUACCAGCCAGCCGCCACUGCGUCCUCCCCAGCCUGACCGGGCUCUACAGGAGCGGUCCGGGAAUGGGCAGGGAAAUAGAGAUGCUGUCGGCCCAAAGAAGAACCCUCCAUGUAUCAAGCCAGGCGAUUCAGAAGUGGUGGCGGAAUGCUGCUUUUCCGCGGUGGAGUACCUGCGCAAAGCUGGCGCUGGAACAACGAGCUCUGACGCCAGCAAGAGUAUUGGGCUAGAGAAUGCUGCGUUGAUUCUUCUGGACAGGAGCAUCUCUCUGAACCUUGAGGGCCAUGCGAUCCGUCAGCUCUCUGAUAUUCAACAAGUGUAUUGGCGAAGCUACACGGAGGAGGAUGUCUCUUUUGAGGACGAUAUUGCGGGCUUUCUGCUUGGCCGGCCCGAUGCAGCUGACGACAAUUCCAUAUUCGGGUUCACAGCGUCCAUGCAAAGUCAAGCUCUUCGUCUUGCGUUGUUAAUGGGCCCUAAGUGCAUUAGCCCAGAGCUUGUGAAGUCGCUCGGACCCGACAAAGCUGGAAGUCCUGCCUGGAUCACAAUGCAAGGACUGUCGAAGGGACGACUCAAGCCUGAGCAGGCUGGACUGCAGCUUCGAACCAUAGCACUCGCCGCGGCUCGAAUGUAUGCAACAGCCAUAAAGUCCUCCCCAGAGAAGCCACAACCAGAAGUUCUUUUCGACCUGUUAUUCCUGUCUUUGCGCCUCAAAUUCGCAUCUUGGUCACAGUUAGGUGUCACACCCGAUCCAACGGCCGAUGUAUGGCGACCAUUUCACCACGCACUCAAGAAACUGUCAACGUAUAGCAGUGGUUUGAGCAUAUCGUCCAAACAGGUCGUGGACUCCGUUAUUUCGGUUCGAGGGCUGCUUACCACCGUAGGGUGCGCGCCUGAUAUACCUCUCGAGCUUGCUGAGACACUAAUGGACACCAUGAAAGAUGAUGAUGAAGAGGGGGGACUGGUAUACACUCUGGAAGAGAUUUUACCGAAGUUUGGAGGCCUGAACCUCGUGCUGCAUUGUCAGAUAACUACCUCACUGUUGAGAAGUGUCUCCCACAAUCUCUUAAAGGGCUUGAGCACGGCGGAACGAUUCGAACGCACACUUAACGACAGUACGGUAGUCUCACAACCAGAACUUGCCAGACUCCUUGUGCACCUUGCCCAACUCCGCAAAGCGGUCGCUGCACUGAUCAUGGCAGAUCAGCCGAAAGGUCACCUCCCCGGCAAUGAGGGAGGCCGACAAGACCUUCAGAUCCGCCUUGUUUACCUCCUAUAUGCCUCUUUCAGAUUUCUAAACCGACAUAUGACAGUAGCAUUGAGUCAGACGGCGGAAAAUCCCCCGAAAACCAUCGAACAAGCUUAUCUAAUGACCUUCAUAAAGAUCAUCGACACUGUCUUGUUCACGGACCGCUGCGCUGUCACACAGGCAUCUGAAUGGGCGCAAAUGGUGUGGGAGACUCUUACAGACUGCUCAGCAGCGAUAUAUGAUCUGCAGACCGGGUACCAUUCGGUUCACGCUCAAAGCUCGACGGAGAUUCAAUGCAAUCAGCUUCGACUACGGAUCUCCCAAAUAUUCUGGUCGCGGUAUAUAGCGGCAGUGAGACAGGGCAAAACCCCUCUGGAACAGGCCAUUAUACUUGAGCUAUCACUUCAAGGCCUCCUCGAGUUGCCUUUGUCGGAUCAGAGAUCUGCACAUCUCCCACUCAAAUUCGAGAAACUCGGGCACUGUUUUCUGGAAACGGACAACUCUGUAAUGGCUAUCAGUGCUUUUCGGAAUGCCAUUUCUGCCACCAUCAGACAAGGCUUACUCGGUGAUAUCGUGCAAUCCCUUUUGUCUGGGCCACUUCGUUGCGCUUGGUCCGAGCAAGACUCGAACCGCAAAGCUUUCGGAAAGGUUCUUACCGCCUACGGUAAGACACUACUCAGUCAAGCACCACGAAACGGCGGUAAUGAUUGCUUCUACGAUGACCAUUCCCUGCCAGCGAUUCAUCGAGCUGCUCUGAUAGAGAAACAAAUGCUCUCACUUCUUGAGCUGGAGUUGGGUGGUCACCAAUUCAGCGCUUGCGCUAGGAUGGUGGAAACGCUACAUCAUGUCUUGGGCCAGCCGGAGUACCAAGUGUACAUGUUGAGGUCCAUCAGCCAUCUUCUCGGUCUCUGCUUGGAAAGGAAGACGCCAGCUUCGACCUGCCCAGUGAAACCUGCUAUUGUUCAAGACCUGUUGAAUCGUGCGGAUGAAACAAAUGAAAAUGUCUUCCUGCGCAAAUUUGGACCGGCACUCCGAUCGCUGCUGUGCCUUCAGCACGGUUUCUUUAGUGGAUUGAUCACCCAUCAAGAGCUCGCCCAGGCCGUGCAGCACAUUUCCGACAUGGCCCACUCCUGUACAACUUUGGAGCAGACACAGAUGCUCUUUGAGGAUGGGACAGCACAUGUUCUUCCACUUCUACUCGCAAGCGACUAUGCCAGCAUGAACAACGACGACAAGACUGCUUUGGUGGCUUUGAGAACAUUGGAACAUCUGGCUAACCUUGGAAUCGACGCUCCGGGCCUCUGCAUGACAAGCAUUCUCCUCCGCAAGAGCAAUAUCCACCUGAGAAUGCAGGAUGCCCAAUCUGCGGGAAUAUCGCUGGCAAUAGCCAAUAAAAUGCUUGGAAGCGUCAGAACGGAACCGCUAUCUGAAGUCGAGUUGAACCUGUCAUAUUCUGAAUACCACCUACAAGUCCUGAAUCUCGAAGAAUGCAUGCAUUACCUGCUUCGAGCCAAGGGUGCAUGGGAAGGCCAAGGCAUGUCGGCUGGACCGUUAUUGACAAAAUCUAAGCUGAAAGGACAAGCUCUGCUUUGCAGAGCAGCCUAUCUAGCGUCACAGUUGGCUUACAAGCAGCAUCAACUCCUGGAGGCCGUUGUUCUCGCAAGACAAUCCGCCAAGAUCGCUACGUCUAUCUGGUCCUCAAUUAACAACUUGUGGGCUUCCACAGCCUGUUCAAAAUCGACUGCUCCAGCAGAAGCUGAGAUACACGAUAUCUCUACUCAAUUUUCAAAGCUCGAUUUGUCCAAGCAGCCUGCUUUGCGACUGACGGCCGACUCAGUCUCCUGUGCGCCCCAUGUUUGGUUAUGCACCGAUGUCUUCAGACAUAUGGGAUCCUUGAUGUCCCAUUGCGGGAUCUAUCAAGAUGCUGCAACGUUCUAUGAGCAGGCCCUGAAAAUAUCAAGGACAACGCAUCGUCCAACUGAUACAGCGCUUGUUCUGAGCGAAUUGAGUGUCCUACAUGCUCGAGCGGGGGAGUUUGCAAAAGCCAGAGAGGUGAUUCUAGAGUCGCUUCAGACGGACGUUCAAUGCGCCUCGGAGUACCGCCAGGCACUCGCCUCGGUCAACAGAGGCGAGGCGUAUCUGGUUAUGAAAGACUCGACAGCGGCUCACCAGUGCUUGGCGGAGGCAAAGCAGCAUCGGGCUUCGAACGUCGCCAGUAGUGACGAUCGUGUUGCCCGUCGGGUUCCAAAAGGCAAAACGACUAAAUCCACUGCAAAGAAGCCCGUGAAGCAGGGCCCAGCUAGGCGCCGGAAAGACAACGAACUCAGCUUAACCACAACGCCAUGUGUGUCAUCUACACUGGAGCUCAGAGAGGUCGACACGAGAAUAUCCGCCUUAGAAGCGAGACUCAUGUUCUUGGAACGCGAGGUAGGAGCGGCGAUAGUGUGCAGCGAUAUCGUCGACUGCCAUGACGACGCAGACGGACAUCUGUCGAUUUCCGUUGCUCUCAACUUGGUUCGAGCCGCCCUAAAGCUUUUCUCCGAUGAUGCCAUACACAGCGUGCUCGCUGAAACAGCCGUGGCCCUUCCUGUGAGGUAUAGGUCUGCAAGAAAGAGUGGGAGGGUGUCUUUUGUACAGAGUGCAGCUUUCGUGAACGCCAAAACUCGGUUCACGAAGCACAAAGCUGAGAACAGCACGCUCAACAAGGGGAGCACGUUAUUGCUUCAAGCUCAUGAUAUCCUCCAGCGACUGAACGAUCCCCGGUCGAAUCGGCUUUCUUCUGAUCUUGUUCACACGUGUUACAAGAUUUUGACGCAGAUAGCUCUACUCUCCACUGCCUUGAAUCAGCCAUUGGUUCCCUCGUCCCUCGACUUGGUAUUGGAUAUAACACGUCCGUUGGAUAUGGCACGGCUUCGUGAAGACUUCGUCACUUUAGGCGAGCUCAGCGCGACCCGAAGAACUGGAAUUCAGGGAUGGCCAAGCACCGACGAGAUCAAGAACGGAAGAUCUCUGGGUUUGGAACGAGUGAAGGAAUUCGAUAUGGCCCUCCUGCCAGCUUCGUGGUCGGUGGUCUGCCUGGAACUCAGCGAGGAUAAGAACGAGCUCUUCGUAGCCCGCUUGAGGCGUCAGGCAUCUCCGUUCGUGGUCAGAAUCCCUUUGGCAAGACCAGACCCAUCAGAUGGAGAGACCGAGGAACUCGACUUGGCCAGCGCGAGAAGAGAGAUGCAGGAAAUUACCGCGAGAGCCAACGCGACAGCACAUGAUGCGAGAGGGUCUUCAGCCAACAAAUCAGUCAGAGGAGCUUGGUUUGCCGAGCGUCGAGCCUUGGAUCAGCAGCUGUCGACUCUUCUGGAUAACAUUGAGAAUGUCUGGUUUGGCGGUUUUCGUGGAUUGUUCUGUGCUACUCGCCGAAACGAGCGCCAGUUUAUGGGUUUUGGACAACGAUUCAACUCGAUACUGGACAGGUACCUUCCAUCCAGGCAGAAGACGUCGCGAUCAGGUGACUCCCCGGUGCAACUUCACGAUCAUGUGCUGGAGCUCUUUGUUGGACUUGGCCAUCCUCGCGAAGUCGACCUGGAGGAUGCGAUCACAGAUCUGUUAUACUUUGUAGUUGACAUCCUCCAGUUCAACGGUGAGCGCAACGCAUAUGAUGAAAUUGAUUUCGAUGCCAUAUUGGUUGAAGUAUUGGAUGGACUGCAUGCCUACCAUGAUGCGACACGGCUCGACUGUGACAAGGACGACCACACAAUACUCGUCUUGGAUAAAGAGUUGCAGGCUUUCCCUUGGGAGUCGCUGCCGUGCCUGAGAGGGCACGCUGUAUCCAGAAUGCCUUCGCUAGGCGCUAUAUGGAAACGGUUGGGCACGAUGAGUGAACAGUCGCCGGCCUCCGAAGCAUACAAGAUCCGGAAAACAAACGGGGCGUAUAUACUCAACCCAUCUUCAGAUUUGAAGUCGACGCAAGAAACUUUUGGCCAGAUCUUCCAGGACCAGUUGCCUGGCUACAAAGCCAUCAUCAACCGGCCACCAGAAGCAGGUGAAUUCGAGACAGCGUUACAGGAGCACGAUCUGAUGCUGUACUUCGGUCAUGGCGGCGCUGGGCAAUACGUUCGGCCUCGCACUAUCCGUAAAAUGGACAAAUGUGCGACAACGCUGCUGAUGGGCUGCAGCAGUGCCAAGCUGUCCGAGUGUGGCGUCUACGAACCAUCCGGCAUGCCUUUGAGCUAUCUCAGUGGAGGCAGUCCAGCAUUGGUUGGGACUCUGUGGGAUGUCACGGAUCGAGACAUUGACCGAUUUGCUUUGCAGCUCAUGGAAAACUGGGGAUUGUUGAGUGUAGGAAGUGGCUCUGGAGGACCAAGUCUGAAAAAUCCAACCAAGAGUAAGGCAGAGAAGAGUCAAAAGCGUGGACCGGUGUCUCUGGAUCAGGCUGUAGCAGAUGGUCGGGAGGCCUGUAUGCUAAAGUAUCUCAACGGGGCAGCGCCUGUCAUGUAUGGUGUGCCCACAAUUUUGGAGUAG